AUGGCUAAGCUUGACGGUGGCCAGUGGUAUAGCGUUGCCUUGACCUCUUUUCUCGCCGCGGUCAUUUUACGUCGAUACGUAUCUCGUUUGUUCCGUUUAUUUCGAAAGGCAACCAAGCACUACCACGAACUUGUCUUCCUGACCACAGGACUCUUAUUGUUUCUGGCAGGAAAUAUCUGUCUCGUGCUGAUCAACGUUUCAGAUAACGAUGACCGUCAGAAAAGAGCUGCGACUGCCGGUGCGUUUGGCCUUUGCCUAAUACUGAUCCCGGGUCGCACAAACGUGCUAGCUCAGGCGGCUGGCAUAUCUAUCAACUCUUACUACCUUACCCAUCAUUGGGUUGCCUUCAUCGCGGGAGGCCAAGCUCUUGGGGUUUUUGUUUCUCUAUUAAUCCACAUCUUAUCUUCGUCCGUCAACCAUUACAAGAUAAUCUGGAUCUCAGGCUACACUCUCGUCUGGGCCGUCAUGUUUUUCUUCCGCAUCAAGCCGGCCUUUUCCAGGCAAAACGGUCGCGUUGAAUCGAUGACCGAGUUUCAGAGCGCCGCUGUCAUACGUGUCAAGUUAUCUGAGGAGAUUCCCAUGUACCCGGGUGCCUACUACUACCUUUGUUUAAAUAAUGGGCGAUUUUAUAGGUUGUUCGGGUUGCCAGUCGUAUUGUAUUCGUGGAGUUCUGUUUGUGGUUCCUAUCCCGUCCAGCUUCAACUUCCGGAAAACGACAGAUUCGUCAAUGGAGACACUCAGAAGAAUGCUUCCUCAUCAAAGCAGCCGCGCCUACAGCAAGACAAGGCGCCUACGAAGGGUGGAAACAAUGACCCACCUCGGCUUACACAGCCACUCAAGGGUAUAUGCGCAGUAUUCGGAACAAGUCACGGCGGUGAUCUAGUGACGGUCUCUCAGAAGGUUUUCUUGGACGGGCCGUAUGGAAAGGAUAUCCACCUCGAGAAGUUCAAGACAGUCACGCUGAUAGCGGAGGGCUGCGGUAUCUUUGGGGCUUUUCCUCAUGCUAUGUUUCUCGCUCAGCACGCAUUCCACAACCGAGACGAGAGAAGGAAGAUGAAAGACCAGAAAGAUUUCAGCCGAUCGGUCGAUAGACUUUACGGUGAUAUGACCAGAAAAGUCAACCUAUUUUGGAUCCUAGAGUUGCAGGCGCAAGACCGGUUAGCCACGAGAGAGCUUUCCCAGCUAAUGUCCCUCGACGAAGGCCAUGCUCUUUUGCAUGUCUACAUCAUGUAUCCAAAGCCAAUCACAGGCUCUGAGGACACUUUGAGAAUACCUGAACACGUUAAGUGGAUGCGAUCACACGGGACCAAGGAGCACCAAUACAAACUCUUGCGCGAAGUCCUCGCCCUGGACUCUUACGGGGCUGAUUCCUCAGCGAUUCUUGUCAGUGGGAACACAGAGUUCACCGAUGCUAUCCAUAAAUUCGUGCUUCAAUCGGGAAUAGAGACGCGAGUUUUCACGUCGGAGUAUCCUGAAAGCGAAGACCAGACAAAUGCUUACAGGCGUGCCUCCAAAAAUGGAAAUUUGAAUCCAGAUGUGGAAAAGGGGAAUGUCAUUCGUUCAGGGGUACAUCAGCCCACACUAGUGAAGCGUAGGAUUCGCGUGGAGAAUAUCCGUCGGGUACCUUGACGAUCUUAUUUGUUACCGGUCAUUGGGUUUCUCUCUUCUUAGUUCUUAGUUCUUGGUUCUCGUUGUUGUGUUUUUGAUUUUUGUUUCCAGUAUCUUGUUCAUCUUUGUCCGAAUUCUGAUAGCUGAUCACGCAUAGUCAAAUGAUCAAGGCCG
Molecule: messenger RNA, 1782 nt
Organism: Colletotrichum godetiae
Lineage: Eukaryota; Fungi; Ascomycota; Sordariomycetes; Glomerellales; Glomerellaceae
Exons: 4
Coding region: 1-1629 (542 amino acids)
Biological process (GO): iron ion transport; intracellular iron ion homeostasis; copper ion import
Cellular component (GO): plasma membrane
Molecular function (GO): ferric-chelate reductase activity
Source: RefSeq, a predicted model, not a curated record